Messenger RNA from Botrytis byssoidea, 723 nucleotides. RefSeq lists its product as uncharacterized. Gene Ontology annotation, molecular function: cutinase activity. Bases 1 to 723 code for a protein of 240 amino acids. Gene Ontology annotation, biological process: carbohydrate catabolic process. The transcript is spliced from 4 exons. Gene Ontology annotation, cellular component: extracellular region. The record is from RefSeq and is a predicted model, not a curated record. NCBI's taxonomy places the organism in Eukaryota, Fungi, Ascomycota, Leotiomycetes, Helotiales, Sclerotiniaceae.
AUGAGAUUCUCAAUCCCCCUCCUCCUUUCCUUUUCUUCUCUUGCCUUCGCUCUUCCAGUUGCAGAAUCGGAAGUCGAUGCAGCAGUUGAAGUUCAAGCAGCAGCCCAGGUUACAACCACUGAGCAUCUCGCUACGACCGCACACUUUUUUAAAAAGUCUGCUGCUGCCGUUGUAACUACGGAAAAUGGCUUAACUACCGAUGCCUGCAAACCCGUCAUUGUGAUUUUCGCAAGGGGUACUAAUGAAGAGGGAAAUGUCGGCCAGGACGUCGGACCCUACGUCUUCACCAACUUGAGAUCUGCACUCACAACUGCCAAAGUUACAGUGCAAGGUGUUGAUUAUUCCGCCAGUGUCUUAGGCUACCUCGCCGGUGGUGACUCAGCCGGCUCCAGCACCAUGGCCACCCUCAUCAACUCCGCCUCCACCAAAUGCCCCUCCGCCAAACUCGUCCUUUCCGGCUACUCCCAAGGCGCGCAACUCGUGCACAAGGCAGCCAAAACACUCUCUGCAGCUGUAACGGCCAAGAUUGCCGCAGUAGUCGUGUUUGGUGACCCAAACUACGGCCAGACUGUGGGAACAGUCCCAAGCAGUAAGGUGUUGAGCAUUUGCCAUGAUCAGGAUAUCAUCUGCACCGGAAGUGGUGGAUUUACUACACAUUUGACAUACUCAAAUGAUGCACCAACCGCAAGUGCAUUUAUUGUCAAGGCCGUCGGAUCCGUUUAG